CACCUCAGAGAGUGUACAUCGAUAGCGAUAUGUCUGUUGAAAAAAAUCUGGACCCCGAUAACGCAGAUACGUUUCAAAAUGGAAUGAAUGAAAAAGAGAACGGAAAGGAUGUGACGGACGAUCAAUUACCAAAAGAGUGGUCCAAUACGAAGGAUAUUUGUUCGCUGAACGAUUGGUUGAACUCGAAUAAGAAUUUUAAAGGGGAACAGGAUAAACGAGGAGAUCGAUGGAUGCACGACUACGAAUCCGAUCAAGGAAAUCAACUUAAUCCAUUAAAAACGGACCCUCGAGUCAACGCGAGAUACCAACGAGACGAAGCGAAGAAAGCGGAAUCGCCGUCUUUGGAAUCGCUUAAAGAAACUAUACUCGAACUGAAGAAGAGUUUGAACGAAGACGAGAAGAGGGAGCACCAAGCAAGAGUAAAAGAGAAAGAGGACGUUAAAGAACGAAAUACUCGAGCCAAGAAUAAACACGAAAAACACGGAAAGGAUACAGAAUCUUGGUGGGACAGCUCAGAGCCGGAAGUGGCCGAUUUAAAAAAGCGAGAACAAGAUCCUGAUGAUUUCAGCGACAAGAAUGUUCACCCAAAUGCGUGGAGAAAGAAGAGGACCGAGGCUAAUAACGACGACGAUAGCCGAAAAUUCUUCCACAGAGCGGGGUUUGGGGAGUCGUACCUUGAAGAGGAAGCUCUAAAAGCGCUUCAUGACCGCAAAAGACGCAGCAAAGGAACCCCGACUGACGAGAAACAUCAAUCAAACGAAUCUUGCGACGACAAAAACAAUUUGUUAACCGACGAGAAUGAUUCGUUAAAAACAUCGAAGGAAAUCGAUUGCCACGAUCUGGAUGAUCUCAACAAAAAAGAAUCGAACGAUUUGCAAACUAACUAUGCGAUCGAGCAAGGUAGCAAACCGACGAACAAUUUUCCAGAUACCUCGAGUUCCGUCUUCAACGGUAGAGGCUCGGGUGUGGCUGAAAAUUGCGAGCAGGGUAAUCGGAUGGAAAAUAAACUGACGAAGAACGAAGGAAAGGAUUCUUUGAGAAUGUUUAGGUCUAAACCGAACGAAUUGCAGUCUGUUUCGGAUCAAACUUCUACCCUGGACAAAGAUGACAAGGAAGAAGAAGCGAAAACGCAACGAGAGAAAGCGUUCGAAUUUGCAGACCGUCCGUAUCCAAAUAACGAUGGAAUAAACGCGGGUCAAAGAACCGAGGAAUCCGACGAAAAUCAUGGGAAACUGUUGCCCGAGAAAAGGUCACCACAAGAGUCGGGGAAUAUUAAUAUUCUUCUGAAAUCGGAGAAGAAAGAUCUGAUCAAAUUUAGCAACGGCGGUCCCAACGAGAACUCGGGAAUUAAAGGUGAACGACAGCCGUACGUGUUCAACAGAUUCGACAUAAGGAAGAAAAUGUACAUGGAGAACGAAGAGAAGCCUGGAAAAUCAGUGGCCACGGUGUAUAACGUGAAAAUCGAGAAAGCACAGGUCGAUGCGCCUGUCAAGGAUAAAAGCAAACGGGAAGGGUCGGAAAGGGAAAAGCAAAGUCCGUUUAGUUCACUCAAUUUUGGAAAAGAUAAGGCCGACGAAUUUGAUGAAAACAAGCACGGCUUAAUGAGUGAUAUGAAUGAGAGAAACGUUGAUGAAGGAAGAAUCGAAAAUUCUGUCGAGAUUAACAAAGGAUCAACGGAGAGAAGCGAAGGAACGCAAAACUGGUACAAGAAUCAUAAUCAGUUUAGUACGAUAUACAAAAAUUCAGCGGAGAAGGAUCAACUUGAAAACAAAGAAGAAAACUUGAAUGAUAAGAAAAUAAAAGAAGCAUCUGUUCGAGAUUCUAAUGAUAAAAUAAACGAUGCAAGUAAUCUUGCCGACAAGUCAACUGAACACGAAGAGAAGAAUAAAAGGAAGUACACGCAGAUAGUGAUAGUGCCCGAUGGUUUGGAUGAUCGGAAGCUAAGCGACAUGUACGGUCAGAGAAGAAUACUUCAGUACAUGGAAUACUCGGACGACGACAUCGAAGACGCUGACGCGAGUUACAGCGACAAGGAGGAGGAAAGUCAACGUCAAGAUAUUGCUGAAAAAAGUGACGCGCCAUCGAAACGGAGAGAACGAUCCGCUGUAAGCCAGAAAGAAAGGGCGAAAGUGAACGUACUGAUUAAACAGAAGCUGGAUAAGAAGAAGCAAAAUCUUCGCGGUACCAUGAGGAAAAGACGCAAUCCAGUAAGCGUGAUCGAGUAUUACGAUUACGAUAGCGAUAACGAGCAACCGGAACACGAGACCGAUGAACAAGAACGAAUUAAAACUAAUUAUGACAAGAACCCUAUCGAAUCCGAUUUGGUACUCGCGGACACCGAAGUCAAGCAUACUCUCAUACCGCCCGCCACGAAAAAGGACGAGCACGAGGCAGAGAUGCGCAAGCAGGAGAAACUAAACAAGAAACUACCGAAACAGCAAUUCAUCGUAUCCGGUACUGAAUCUCGGCCUAAAAACGUGACAGAGAAAAUGGAGGAAGGACUUGCACGUUACUCGACGGAAGGUUCCUCUCUCGUGAGCCAACAGAUACAGUCGGGAAGAUUAAAUCAAGGUGAAGACAACGUGAACGCCAUUAGUCGCGGGAGGUUAAAUCAACCGAUCUCGGAAAGGGAAGAUAAAUUCUUGGAGGGUGGUUCGAAGGAUUCAGCAACGUACGUCUUCAACAAGGACCAGCAGUCGAAUCCCGACAUGAUCGAUGAGUUUUUAGAGGAUAUUCAAUCGAUGGAUGAGAAAAACGACAAAGUGUCCAACAAUUUUGAACCGCUGUACGAAGAGUUGAAGAAAAUAUACGAUUGGAAUCAGGACGACUCAUCCAACGAACAAGAUGUCCGAAUCGUACACGGGUCAAAUCGAGCUUCCAGAGACUCAAGCGUGGCACUGAAAGUGUUAACUAAUCUACUCGAAUCAAUUUUAAAUCCGUAUCACGUCGACCACGAUCAACCUUGCGGUUCAGCUUCUAGCCCGAACUUAUUGCCUCUUUUGCUCGUUUACGAUGGAUCAGGAAGAGCAAUAGGCGCGAAAACCGACUCGUCCGAUUAUCCCGAGUGCGCAUCGACGUGCAACGUUUCUGGAAGUAAUUAUUUAGCCCUCAAAAGGACGGACGAUAUGUUUAAAGGCGGUUCGGAGCAAAGCAACAACACUGAGCAGAAAUUACGAGAACCAGGUUCUAUCGGUACGGCCGUUGAAUGGCGAGAGCAAAAAGUACGAAAGAAAACACCUAAAGAGUAAACCUAAGCAUUUCCAAUAAAUUAUUACCUCGACUUACCUCCUUUCGCUCUAUAAACCUUGAAUCGGUCAGGUGAGCGGAGUGAGUAACGACGCGCCCCCAGAAAAAGAUGCCAGGAGC
Messenger RNA from Megachile rotundata (alfalfa leafcutting bee), 3366 nucleotides. RefSeq lists its product as uncharacterized. The record is from RefSeq and is a predicted model, not a curated record. Lineage: Eukaryota; Metazoa; Arthropoda; Insecta; Hymenoptera; Megachilidae.